Penicillium robsamsonii is the source of this 699-nucleotide messenger RNA. RefSeq lists its product as uncharacterized. The record is from RefSeq and is a predicted model, not a curated record. The transcript has a single exon. Bases 1 to 699 code for a protein of 232 amino acids. Lineage: Eukaryota; Fungi; Ascomycota; Eurotiomycetes; Eurotiales; Aspergillaceae.
AUGAUUCGCCUCGUCUUUACGACAACAGCAAUAAUAACUAGCUCCUCGGCACUCUACUUCUACAUCUGCCAUGACCGCCUAUCAAAACGGAUAACACACAAGUCCCACACCGGAACCCUCUCCACAGCCCCCAAACGAACAGCUAUAGAAUCAAUCCCAGAACCUGUCUUCGGCGAUGAGUACUUCACAAUCUACGACCAUGCCUCGAAGUCUGUACCACGUGCCUCUCUCCCCAACAGCGAGACUACAGACGUGCUCUUCACAAGACUCGUGCGCCGCAACAUGAAGGCUUUCUCGCGGUCCCCGCAGGCGCUUAUGCUUGCCAUGACCAGUAAGACGCCGGAGCAGAAGGAUAGUUUUAAAGCGGGACAUCUUGCCGCACUGGAUUUCAAGGUUGGGGAUUUGGUUUGUGGGGCUUAUCGCGUUGUGGUGCGGAACAGGGAUCGGGUUGAGUUUGAGAUUAAAGUCGAGACUGUGGAUUUCGUGCAGGGGAGGUUGGCGAUUAGUUAUGAAGAGGACGGGUCUCAGGAGGAAGAGAGGAAUGUUGUGUUUUGUAGUGAGACUGUUAUGUGGAAGAGAGCGGACGAGGUUAGGAAACUGCCGUUGGAGAGGCCUACUUUGAGGUGGAUGCAUGAGAUGGUUUCUUGGUGGUUGUUGGACUCUGGGGUUAGGUACUUGGGGGAUUUGGAGGGUGCCUGA